UUGUGCCGUUAUACUGUAAUAAACAUAAAGCGUAAAUAUAUAUAUUAUUUGAACUUUAACGAUAAUGUGAGCACGCAAACAGUUAUAAUGUAGCAGCCCUAUAAUUUAGUAAAAUUUGGUUUCUAAAUAAGUUAUUGGUCGUUAUUUAACAUUUAAACACAGAAUGAUCCAAAAUCCCGUGAUAAUAAAGAAAAACAACUGUUUCUCUGUAAAAAGCCGUCCAUGUUGCAAAUAGUAUUGAUAAUUAACAGUGUUGGCAUGGAUAAUAGCCGCCUGCACGGACUGACAUACAGAGUUGAGGAAUUGAAUAGUGGCGCGUGUUUCCCGCGUGGGAUCAGCUGACACAAGCACGCGGAAGAAGUACACUACAACGCUAAGUUCCUAGUGAGCUAACUUAAAGCUUCAUUUUGCCAACAAAACAAACAUUUUGGUCUUAUAAACAGAAGAAAUUAAGGUUUUGUGGUGUUCCUUCCUACAUGCUUUGUAAAUCCUGAGUUGUCAUUUGGCUACAAUGGCAGAAUCAAUGGUUGUAGUGAAUGGAAGUCAGGUGUCUUGCAUUGGCCAUGAUUUGGAAGACAUUCCAGAUUUUCUUGGGAUAAAAUAUGGAGAAUUGGCAAGAAGAUUAGAUCUCAGCUUCAACCAACUGAAGUCACUGACAGGCCUGAAAGUGUUCAGCCAACUGGAAGAGCUGAUUGUGGACAACAAUCUUCUCGGAAAUGACCUCCGGUUGCCCAGGUUACCACGGCUCCAUACCCUAACGCUCAAUAAGAACCAAUUCACAGACAUCGAAGGCCUGCUGGAAAAUUUGGUGGAAGCGACCCCAGCCCUGGAAUACCUCAGCCUUCUGGGAAACGAGGCCUGUCCUAACCAGCUGGUCAGCAUGGAUAAAGAUGAGGACGAUUAUCAGAGAUACAGGUUCUUUGUGCUACAUAAACUGACAACUCUGAAGUUCCUGGACACCCGGAAAGUGACCCAGUGGGAGCGGUCAGAGGCCCAAACACGAGGAGCUUUCAUGAAGGUGGUCAAGCCUAAAAAUGACGAAAACAUCAGUGAUGAUGUGAAGUCUGAAUCCUCCAGCACGCCAUACAACCCUUUACCACGAGGAUCCAAAGAUGCCAAAAACCACAAAGGGGUUUUCACCAAGUGCCGUUACGUCUACUACGGCAAGCACUCGGAGGGCAAUCGAUUCAUCCGCAAUGACCAGCUCUGACUGACAGACGGGCCACGCAACAAAGAUAUCCUCCACAUGAUAUUAUUAUAAAUAUACACGUUGCCACACGCAUUUUUAACAAGCCAAACACACAGCCCUCUAGUGCCGUCUACUGAGUGAGCCUUCAAUGCCACCUCUCAUCCUUCUCGCUCCGGCUGAGCCCUGCCAUCCAGAUUGACAUGAUUGCCUUUAAGCAGCCCCGCCACGCAGCGGUGACAGACAUGCGUACGGCCAAGUGCUCGUCCUGACAGCCGCGCCUCCGUGAUGGAUUGCCUGAUCCAACUGCUGCUCUCCGCAGGUCAAAGGUCCCACCUGAGGCUGCGGGCUGCCCGCACGAAGAGCCUCUCUCAAAGUCAAAGAUAAAGUUAGAGAGAAAGAUGAUGUUGCUUUUGUUGCAUUAUACUUCAUCUACUAUUAAAACUAAAGCCUUGUGCAUCAUUGCCGUAGGCAUCGCUGUAGGUAUAAUGUCAGUUUAAGUCAUUGAAGGUUUUCUCUAAUAAAAGUAUUUAAAGCAUAACAACUUACUAAUAUUCAUAAAUCAACCUGAUCUCACAGAAAUGUGUAUGUAUUUUAGAAGUUGGUUAAUUUGUAUUAAUUUGUACAAUUAUUCGAAAUCAAACCCGGUCAAAUAAAACAUACAAAUUUGAUCAUACAAAUAAGUCACUUUUUGGAAAAUAUGUACAAAUUUUUGUGUUAUAAUAAGCAUAAAAUGAAGCUAAGGAAAAUCAUGUUUUACUUAUACUUUAAAAAAGUUUUCUUUAAUUUUGAUCCUGUUUUUCAUAUUCAUCAUGAUUAUUUUACAGAAGUGCAGCUGAGAAUCUGUGGCAUGUGUAUGUUUACGUGAGUUGCAUGUGUGUGAGAUUUUGGGUGUUGCGGGGGCAGUUGUUGUGGUGCAGAGCCUGGAGGAGCUGUGAAAGGAGGUAAUGAGCUUUGCUUUAUUUUAUUCUUUCUCCGGAGGAACAGAGCAAAGAAAGACAGCAGCUCUGCCAGUGAAAUGGAGGAGGAUGAUGUGUGUCUGUGUGUGUGGAGUCAACAACUUUCCUCGCUCUUUUUGAUUGUUUCCUCAUGUCAUUUUUGGACCAGUGUUAAUGACUUUCUCUUAUAUUGUGUUUGUUUUUGAAAAUCCAAGAAGGUCUUUAAAACGUGUUUUGAAAGCUGCGGCAACAGUGGCCAGCAGUUUAGUUUACUAACAGAGGCCAAAAAUUUGGGAAUGUAAUUAAAUUACUGGUGGAUGUUUAAUAUUUGCCCAGUUUCUUUUUCAACACGUGUUCUUAAACAUCACAUUCCAUAUUUUUAGUUUAUGCACUCGUUUUCAUAUUCUGCACUAUAGACUAACCACAAAUCCACAGCAAAUGUAAAGAUAAUCAAGUAUAGAGAGAGCAGAUGAACUGCACACUGUUUGAUGGAGAUGAUCUUGCUUGUACAUGUUCCCUAUAUAGGAUCUUUUUAAAACAGUGGAUCUCAUUCACUAAUUUUUUUUUUUUCGUAUUUGAGGUGUAAGAAAAUAUUGAUGCAUCGUGAUAUUUUGUUAGGCAAUACUGUAUCUAUACUCAAAAAUGCAAUAUCCUUUUUUCAAUUUUUUAGAGCAUUGGUCUCCAACAUGGUGCCCGCACAGAGUCUGUGAGUUGCCCGCCAAAGCACAUUCUAUUAAUAGUCUCAAUUGUAAUAUUUAUUUAUUACAUUUUUUUACAUUAGCUUCUUUUAUGUAUGUAAACAUUUUAAACAAUGAUAAAACAUAUCAACAAGUAAAAUAAAAUAAGUUCAACAAAACAGUUUUGAAUAGACAAUAUCAAAAAGUAGCCCUCCAGAUUGUUUUAUCCAUUGUUGGAGACCCCUGGUUUGGAGUAUUUAUCUUCUUACCAUCUGAAUAUAAACAAUGACAGGAAGUACUAGCAUAGGGGCACAACACUUUUUGCUAAGGUUUGCAUAAUGGUGGUGUGUUCUUAAUUACAGCUUUCCUAAAAUUAUAUACUAUUAUGUUCCUAAAAUAGAAAAUAUUGUCUCACUUUACAGUAUCGGGACAUAUUGCAUCACAACCUAUAUCGUAUCAAGAGAUUUUUGCCGAUACACAGCCCUAAUUUAUAAGCACAUUUAAACUUCUCACCAAAUCUUUUACAGCCUAAUUUACAACACCUGCGUACGCAAAUGAAAACUUGUUAAAACUUAAACUUGUUCGAAUGUUAGUGAAUUUGGAGUGUUUACAUGCCCAAACCAGCUUAGAGAAGUAUGUUAUCGAAGCAAAAGGCGGAUUAAGUGAUUGAUUUAUGGACUUCUCAUUAGAUUAUUAUGUUUACAUUUAGGCAUUAAAGGCGGGGUGCAUGAUUUUUGAAAAACACUUUAAAAAAGGGAGUCAUGCCGAGUACCAAAACACACUUGUAGCCAAUCAGCAGUAAGGGGCGUGUCUACUAACCAACAUUGUUGCCUGGGUUGCGUAUAUAUGUGGGCCGGGUCUAUCAAAGAAAUUUCAAUAAGGAGGUUCAAACAACUCUGAGUUUAAACUUGAACUCUGAGUUGACUUACUCUGAGAUAGGAAACUCUGAGUUUUCAGUUACAGAACAGCUGAUCUGAGUAAGUUCAAUCGACUAGAGUAGGUUGACUCUGAGUUAAGCGCGUGCACAGCCACAAUGAAAAGCCAUCAUCAAUGGAGCUCAGAUAUUACGAUUUACCAUGUCAACAGCACGUGACAAAGAGGUCUGAACCCUUUUUACUACUAAAACUGAAAGUGUUGCUGCAAGUGUACAGCAACUACGAGCAUAUAUUUAAAAAAAAAUGGAAAUUGCUACUCUGGUAAAUGCAUACAUUUAAUUUUUCAUCACGGUAAAAAUAUCAGAAGUAAAUAAACGGAGGACUGUACGUUAUUUUAUUCAUUUUCAUGCAGAUGCAAUCCCAUAGACAAAAAGAACAUGACAGCAGCUCAGCUAAAAAUGAAAUUAGGCAUAAUACUUGUGCAUAAAAAGGCUACAAUUUUACAAAUGUUUGUCAUGGAUAAAACAGAAAUACGCUAAACCGGGAUUCGGACUCAGAUCGCCGAUAGUUAGUCUGCCCAAACCACUGCGCACAGCACUACCCACUAGACCAGCGAUAAUGAUGAAUGUGUUCAUAAGAAAUGUAAAGGCAACUAUUCAGAUGUAAGAGCACGGCCACAAAGACUGAUAUUAGUCAUGUAAGGAUAUUUAUAUAUCUAAAAUGACUGCAAAGAAAAAUAAUACCGCUCACAUAAAUGCAAAUAUGACAAAAAUCCAAUCGGGGUCUCAAAAUCCUCUCGCAAAAUAAAUGUAACUUCCUACAAAUAAAUGCAGCAGCAUCAUCUACGGGAUCCUCUAUAAAAGCACUUAAAAUUUGAGUCACUUAGACGGUCUGUGCACCUAAGUAUAUCAAAUUGGCUUUACUAGUCAUUUCAAUAUACUGUCUACAUUUUUUUGUUUAAAUUUAAGUGUAAUUUAAAAUAUAUAAAGCACUAAGGUAAAAUGAUUUGCACUGGCAAUUUGAUUAUAAAUUA
This is a messenger RNA of Misgurnus anguillicaudatus (oriental weatherfish), 4709 nucleotides long. It is a transcript of the gene lrmda, whose product is annotated as leucine rich melanocyte differentiation associated. Gene Ontology annotation, molecular function: protein binding. Gene Ontology annotation, biological process: melanocyte differentiation. The record is from RefSeq and is a predicted model, not a curated record. NCBI's taxonomy places the organism in Eukaryota, Metazoa, Chordata, Actinopteri, Cypriniformes, Cobitidae.